AUGGCCGACUAUGGAAAGUUGCCCGCGAACGCAACCCUCAAGCCCCAGCCUUUCACGGCUCGUGUGUCUGAGGAAAAGCUGAAGUUGAUGAAAGAUCUCAUCCGCCUCUCGCCCAUCGGACCUGAGGUUUUUGAAAAUAGAGGCACAGACCGCAGCCACGGCAUGCGACGGGACUGGCUCGCAACCGCUCAAAAGACCUGGCUAAACGACUUCGACUGGCGCAAAACGGAAGACUGGAUCAACUCGUUUCCGAACUUCACGGUCAAACUGCAAGACUCCGCGAGGAACGAGAUAGAUCUGCAUUUCGCCGCGUUGUUCUCGCAGCGAGAGGACGCGAUUCCGAUCUCCAUGGCGCACGGCUGGCCGGGGAGUUUCCUAGAGGGCUUGAAGGUGCUGGAAAUUUUGAGGGAGAGGUACUCGCCGCAGGAGCUGCCGUUUCAUUUCGUCGUGCCGAGUCUGCCGGGGUAUGCCUUCUCCAGCGGCCCGCCUCUGGACGGAGACUACAGCGUCCCGCUGGCAUCCGAGCUCUUCGACAGCCUCAUGCGCGUGCUCGGUUUCAGCUCAGGGUAUAUCGCGCAGGGCGGGGACGUGGGGACGGGGAUUGUCAUCGGGCAGGCGGCGGGGAGUGAUUCGUGCAAGGGGUUUCAUUUGAAUAAUGUCUUUGGGGAUCCGCCGGCUGGGGAGGGGGAUCCUGAGGAGGGGUUGGAUGAGGUGGAGAAGAGGGGGUUGAGGAGGGGGGAGGAGUUUUUGAGGACUGGGAUGGCGUAUGCGAUGGAGCAUGGGACACGGCCGGGGACGAUUGGGUUGGUGUUGCAGAGUAGUCCUUUGGCGGGGUUGGCUUGGAUUGGAGAGAAGUAUCUCGAGUGGACGGAUGAGGAUCCUUCUGUCGAGACCAUUCUCCAAGUCGCCUCCCUCUACUGGCUGACCGAUACAUACCCUCGCUGCAUCUACCCCUACCGGGCCCUCGUAUCAGGUUGGAAGCGUGGACCGUACAUCGACAAGCCUUUUGGGUACUCAUUCUUCCCCAUGGAUGUCCUCCCGAAGCCUGGCGCCUGGGCGAAACAGGAGGGGAACUUGGUGCACUAUGUGAGACAUGAUAGUGGAGGGCACUUUCCGGGGCUGGAGAAACCGGUGGAGUUGCUUGCGGAUCUUGAGGCUUUUGUGAAGAAGGCUUGGGAGAUGAAGAAGUGA
Messenger RNA from Zasmidium cellare ATCC 36951, 1191 nucleotides. RefSeq lists its product as uncharacterized. The transcript is spliced from 4 exons. NCBI's taxonomy places the organism in Eukaryota, Fungi, Ascomycota, Dothideomycetes, Mycosphaerellales, Mycosphaerellaceae. Gene Ontology annotation, molecular function: epoxide hydrolase activity. The record is from RefSeq and is a predicted model, not a curated record. Gene Ontology annotation, biological process: epoxide metabolic process. Bases 1 to 1191 code for a protein of 396 amino acids.